Molecule: messenger RNA, 297 nt
Organism: Pelobates cultripes (western spadefoot toad)
Lineage: Eukaryota; Metazoa; Chordata; Amphibia; Anura; Pelobatidae
Source: the annotation of a GenBank genome assembly
AUGGCACUAACCAAACAGCUCAAAAUUACGAAUCCGGUGCGUACAAGCAAAAAAGACGGCCAGCGGCAAAAUCAAGAUGGCUGCGCUAUUGAGUCACAGUCACCAAUGUCAGAGGGGGCUCUGGACUCAGACACUGUCCUCCCUGCCCUCCGCACUAUGAUGCAAGAACUGCAAGCCACGUGGCAGGCACCCUUCAGGCAACUUUCUGCCGACUUUCGCAAGAAUAUGUCGGAAUUAGGCGGUCGGACGAGCCACCUAGAGAAUAAGGUGGAAGAGCCUUGUGAGGCGCAAAAUUAA